CUACCUUUUACUGAGUUGUCAGAUGCGUGCUUAGCAACGCUUAAAAAAGAACACUUCAAAGGCUUUUCAUAUUUUCGGCAGUAUAUCCCAAACAAACAAGAAUUAUUCAUCAAAUUUUAAUGUUGUUACUUUUCUGAAGACAUUUUCGGUCCAGAUUAAGUGUUUUAUAAAUAAAUGCAAAGAUAAGGGUCAACUUUCAUCACAACAGUUCGGUUUGGCUUGGUUUUGGUGAGUUGGAAUCGACACCCACGUCCAUUUCGAAGAUCGAGCGACAGUUUCCCCUGACGCCUCCUGGCGACAUUUAUCGGCGCUCACAAUUUGCCUGCCCCGCCUCCGUUGCUGCUGCUGCCGCUGCCGGUUUUAUUUAUUUUCGCCAACUCGGGGUGACUCACCGGAGAGUCUGUGCCGGGUCUGCGGUAACCGAACGGCUUGGCCAAAGCUCUGUCGCGUCAUCAUCGCCUUGGCUGGUGCCCACACACGAGCACACGAACACACCGCAUAUCAAGUCGCAUCGAAUCGCACCGAAUUCAAUCGCUGAAUUGCUCCACGACUGUAUUUGGCGAUGGCGUCAGAAGGUUCCGGAGCGGUGAAGACCUCAAAGCUGGCUCAAAUGCAGAUGCGUUUCCAACAGCGAACACACCAGGAACAGGAGGCGCGCCGUCGGGAGCUUGCAGCUACCAAGGGCAAUGCCGAUGUUUUGGACACGGCAGGAAAUGGCAAGGUUCGCCAGAUGUUUGAUGAGCGUCGUCGAGGUGCAGGCAUUGACCGCAGUAAUCCUCUAAGGCCCAUCGGAACUCUGCCAUCGCCACCCGCCGCUCCUCAGGUCAAAACACGUCCACAGCAGCCGAUGCAGCGACUAACCAAGGGCGUGUCGGCCAUGACCCUGAAGGAAGCUGCUGCUAGCACCAACAAGCGCAUUACGAGCGACAGCAACAAUAAUAAGUUCGCAACGCCACGGACUGUGAAUCGAAACCUUAAGCCCGUGAUCACCCGAAAAACACCUCCAGCCCAGGAAGCGCCGCGUAGUCCCAGGAUGCCGGCAUCGAAUCGUUUGGAAGGGGCUGGGACAUCUGCAAUCAAUCGGAGAUCACCUCCGCCGCCCCGCCAAAUGACAACCGAUCGGUCGCAUCAGUUCGAGCCAAAAUCUCCUGUCAAAAAGGUCACCAAAAUGGAGGCCCAAGCUCCACCUCCGGAAGGCACAGCCCUGUGCAAGCACUGCGGUCGGCACUUCCUCACUGAUCGCCUGCAAAAGCACGAGACUGUGUGUGCCCGAAUGAUGAGCACCAAGCGCAAGAUCUUUGAUGCCUCCAAGCAGCGGAUUGUGGGUACCGAAGCCGAAAAGUUCAAUAAGAAAGGAAAGGCUGGCCUUCGAUCGCAGGCCAUGUACAGCAGCGCUGCCCAGCAGAAAGGUCUCACCACCGGGGUGAAGAAGAACAAUUGGCGCAAGAAGCACGAGGAGUUUAUCCAGUCCAUAAGGGCGGCCAAGAUGGUGCAGCAGCACUUGGCCCGCGGGGGCAAGUUGAGCGACCUGCCACCACCGCCGCCAUCGGAGAACCCAGACUACAUCCAAUGCCCGCACUGUGGACGACGCUUCAACCAGCAGGCAGCGGAGCGGCACAUCCCCAAAUGUGUCAACAUGGUGCACAACAAGCCCCGCAAUGGUCCCCCGCCGAAAAAGCGCUGAUCUCUGGGUCUGGUGACAGUGGAAAACAUGCCCAUAUUUUUACUUGUGAUAAAGAAGUUUAAUGAUUGAAAAGAA
Molecule: messenger RNA, 1759 nt
Organism: Drosophila kikkawai
Lineage: Eukaryota; Metazoa; Arthropoda; Insecta; Diptera; Drosophilidae
Source: RefSeq, a predicted model, not a curated record